This is a messenger RNA of Macrosiphum euphorbiae (potato aphid), 738 nucleotides long. The record is from the annotation of a GenBank genome assembly. Lineage: Eukaryota; Metazoa; Arthropoda; Insecta; Hemiptera; Aphididae.
AUGUUUAAUCGGGUAUCUGGACUACUUGAUCAUUUAGCCAAACAUAAAAAUGAUCGUCAAAGAUUUACUUGCCAAGAAUGUGGAAAAGUGUUGGCAAACAGACUUUCAUUCACAAUUCAUCAACGAACUCAUACUGGUGAAAAACCUCAUGCAUGCAAAUUUUGUGACAGAACAUUUUCACAGAUUUCAUCAAAACAAUAUCAUGAACGAACUCAUACAGGAGAGACAACUCAUCACUGUGAAUUUUGUGGCAAAGGAUUCAAUUCGAAAUUGACCCGUGACACACAUAGGCGUAUUCAUACAGGUGAACGUCCAUUUGGAUGUCCGAUGUGUAGUGCUACAUUUCGUUGUUUAGCAAAUUUACGCCAGCAUCAAAUGGUCCAUGAACCAGUGAAGCCAUUCCAGUGUGAGAUCUGCUUCAAGCGCUUUGGGAGACCUGAAAAAGUGCGAGUUCACAUGCGUACACACACAGGUGAAAGACCAUACAAAUGUCCAAUCUGUGGACGUGGUUUCACACAAAAGAAUGACAUGCUCAAGCACACUAAUGUCCAUAAUAAGCCGCCACGACGGACCAAUUCACAAAUAAAAAAUUCCGAUUUAGUAAUUUCUGUUAAUAAUAAAUCUCAACAGUAUAAAAAUGUAUGUAUAAAUGAACUACAGGAAAUGUGUUAUGAUGUCUCCAACAGUUAUGAAAGUUCAGAAAACGGAAACGAAACAGAAAGUAGUUCAAUGCUUUAA